CCAUAGUGUCUUUUGGGUCUUGAAUAUGGAUAGAGCAAUUUUUAGAACGUAUUUCACAUAUGUUUUCCCUGUGGUGGAUAUUUGUAAAUGGUUGACUUACAAAGAUGACACCUGCCUCAAACGCAGAGAAUUUUCAAUAAGACUUGUAAAAGGUGUAUACCUGAGGUAUCUGACUUUUGAAUUUCCUAAUCAUCUUAGAGCGAUUAUUUUAAAAGAAAAACCUGUAGCGAUUAAUAUUGGAGCUAUUUACAAUGUGCCACCGAAGAAUGGUGAUAUGUCAAAAACCUGUGAAGAAAGGGAAUUAAUCUUCGAUAUAGAUGCUUCUGACUAUAACGAUGUCAGAACAUGCUGUCAAAAUAAAGAAAUCUGUAAAAGGUGUUGGAAAUAUGUUGUUAUUGCCUGUAAAAUAUUAAAUAGGCAUUUAAUAGAUUUUUUGGGAUAUAAAAAGAUACUAUGGAUCUUUUCUGGCAGAAGAGGAAUACAUUGUUGGGUUUGUGAUAAAGAAGCUAGGAAAUUGUAUCCACGUGGUCGGUGUGCAAUUAUAACUUUCAUGAAACACCAGUUAUUAAAGUGUGUACUUAAGGAUGACCAAUUUUGGCUAAGAAAAUUGAAUUAUUACGAUAGAUGCAUGCUUUCAUUUAUAGAACCUGAAUUUGUACCUCUAUGCAUCAUAGAUCAAAAUCUACUUGGUACAGAGGAAGGUAUGAAUUAUUUCUUGGCUUUACUUCCUGAUCCGGCGCAGGAAGAUGUUAAAAAAAUAUUUCAAGAAAAAACAACAAGCCUUGAUAGAUGGAAUGUAUUUAUUGAAUAUCAUAAAUUAGUGAUUAAUUCUCAACUAGAGUAUUGGAAAAAUCUGGCAGAAUAUGUAGAUCAUGUAAAAUUACAUUAUUGCAGUCCCAGGUUUGACAUCAAUGUAACAAAAGAUGACAGACAUCUAUUGAGGUGUCCAUUUUCUACACAUUAUGAAACAGGAAAAAUUGCUUUGCCAUUUGAUAUCACUCAAAUUGAAGAGUUUGAUCCAACAACUUCUCCUACAAUAAAUCAGAUAGUGGCAGAAGUAAAUUUUAUACGUCAAAAACAAUCGUAUGAAGACAAUUUACGCUUCAAAAUUGAUUACAAUAAGACUUCUUUAAAGUAUCCUAUAAUUAUUUUUCGUAAAUUUAUAGAAGAAGUAAUUUCAGAGUAAUAUU
Molecule: messenger RNA, 1190 nt
Organism: Polistes dominula (European paper wasp)
Lineage: Eukaryota; Metazoa; Arthropoda; Insecta; Hymenoptera; Vespidae
Product: DNA primase small subunit-like
Biological process (GO): DNA replication, synthesis of primer
Source: RefSeq, a predicted model, not a curated record